AUGGCCCCCGUCCAGACCAGCAUUUCCACCCCCAUGCCCGCCGGCACCUCCGCCUCGGCCGUCAUCGCCGUCCUGCACGACCACGACCAGUACAUCAAGAUGGCGUGCCCGCAGCACAUCUCCUACAAGCUGGUCUCGGGGACACCCGGCGCCGGCCUCGACGCCGCCUGCGUCUACGAGGUGACGGACAAGAAGCCCAUCGGCCAGACCACGUACCCCAUGACGCUGACCAACCGGGCGGGCGGCAUCGACGCCUUCAUCGACGGCAAGGCCCCGACGGGGGCCAUCCGCCUCGAGAGCGCGUGGCGCGUUGUCGGCGACAAGAUCGAGGAGACCGUCACCAUCGACUCCAACAUGCUCAUGAACAAGAUGAUCAAAUCCAACGUCGAGAAGAGCCACCCGGCGCAGCACCAGGGCCUCAUCCAGGCUGUCAGGGCUUGA
Molecule: messenger RNA, 441 nt
Organism: Truncatella angustata
Lineage: Eukaryota; Fungi; Ascomycota; Sordariomycetes; Amphisphaeriales; Sporocadaceae
Exons: 1
Coding region: 1-441 (146 amino acids)
Source: RefSeq, a predicted model, not a curated record